Messenger RNA from Pseudo-nitzschia multistriata, 2458 nucleotides. NCBI's taxonomy places the organism in Eukaryota, Bacillariophyta, Bacillariophyceae, Bacillariales, Bacillariaceae. The record is from the annotation of a GenBank genome assembly.
CGAGUACGCGUACUCGUAUCGAGAGAAGAUUGUACCGUAGAAUGGAAUCCAAAGAUUUCACUCGUCCGUCUUCUCUCACAGAAAAAGCUACAACACCAAACGGCGUCCGGUCAAGGUUUCCYMCAAACGAAAACCACCGGGCCGCGACACGAGAUUCUAKCCCGUCGCGACGCCAUGGCGAAUUCGGAUUCAGGGGCAUUUGUUCUCCGGAACGCAUCCGGGGCCGCGAGAGAUCUCGGUCCGGCGUGCCUUYCGCGGGAGGACCCCCGGGACGGCGGUCRGUCCCGGCGUAUCAAUACGAGAGUGGCGGCGGUUGCGAUUGCGAUUGCGAUUGUCUUAGCAGCAAUGGUGGCUGCCGCCGGCUUGYUCUCCCCGACGAAAGAACCYKUCGGGGUGCAAGAACGGCUCCGKWCGUCGGCUUCGAACCCACCGAGCCGCGCCAGCCAUUUCGURGACUUUGGACGCGUCGUGGCCGUUUCGAAGACGACCGCCACCCUCCAGGUCGUCUCCAAUCCCCUGCUCCUCGAGAAGUACUCCCCGAUCGCCCCGGUCCUCUUUGACAACCUGGAGAAGCUGAAGGCGGACCUGGUCCGGUACGCCGCGUGGUAUCCCUACCCCGAGGUCGGCGUGGCGGAGCUGGAGCCCCCGGAUCCCGAAACCAAGACCACCUCGUGGAGGUUCGGCGAGGACCUCUCGGAGGUCUUUUCGAGGAUCUGGAAGGCCGUGGUGGCGUCCGGGRGCCACCGGGACCGGCACGGGCAUCUGGUCGUCACCUUCUCGACCCAGCCGGCCUGGAUGUUCAACACCACCGACUGGUCCUACCCUCCGGACCACAACACGGCGGUGGCCGAUUUCGAGUACGACAAGGGAGGCUGGAUGCCCUCCACCACCAAGCUGGUCGCCGACUAUUAUUCGCGCUUUGCCGAAUGGCUGGCCACCGGAUCCUUCUUGGACGAGUUCAACCACACCGUGGGGGGCGGCCCGGCCCUGGGCGUCGGCGAGGGGGGCCUCACCCACUGGGAGGUCUUCAACGAGCCGGAGRCCGAGCACGAGCUGACGGUCGAUCAGUACAACGAGAUGUACGACGCGAUCGUCCGGGGYAUCCGCGCCUCCRUCGAUCCGAACAGGACCAUCCGGUUCUUCGGCAUGUCCCUCGMGUACCACAACGAGUGGGACCGGUGGAGGGGCUUCCUGGACCCGGAAAACCACGCCCCCGACGUCCGGGACGCGGUGGCCAGCGGGUACGCCAGCUUCCACUUCUACGCCAACACGCCCUCCCGGACGAACGCCUCGUCCUAUCCGGAGGCCUGGCCGCAGCUGGACGCCUUUCUGGGGGAGGUCGAAAGGAUCCUGGARAUCCGCGACGAGCUCAGCCCGUCCACGAUGCUCGCGGUCAACGAGGCGGGGGUGAUCCCCCCGGAGGACAACUCCCCGGACGCCCCCGACCUCCCCCCGRUCUACUUUCGCUUUGCGGCGGCGGUCUACGCCGUCCUCUGGGCCGAGCUCUCGGAACGGGGGAUCGACGUGGUGGGAUCCUCCCAGUACUGCGGGUGCCCGGCGAUCCCCGAGUGGGGCAUCCCGGACCGGAUGUACCCCGGGGUGAGCAUGACCAACUGGACGACCGGGGAUGGGAACCCGCGGUACUGGGUCCUCAAGCUCCUCAACUCGCACUCGAUGGGGCCCGGGGACGAGAUCGUCCGGACCACCACCAACCUUGGACGCAACAGCGGCAGCGGCAAAAGCAGCGAAAGCCUGUACGUGCAGGCCCGCAUCACAAAGGGGGAGGAUCCCAAAGAGCUCCUGGUGCUGGUCAACAAGUCCUACAGUUCCAGGACCCUMCGGUUCACGGAAAAGAGCAGCAGCGCGGACGACACCUCUUACGCCGUGAGCCUGGUCGACGAGACCACCGGCGACGGGCCCUGGAAGGAGUUUGUGGUGACGUCCACCUCUCCCCGGCCCUACUUGGUCCUGCGGCCCUUUGCGGUGGCCGUGGUCGAGGUUCUCGACAGCGAGCGCUCCGGAGCCGGCCGAGACGACGGAAGAAGCGGCAAAAACGACGGCGGCGGCAAUCGCGGGGCGGACGCMACCCCGGGGAGCRGGGACCACGAAGCGGUGCGCCGCGGACCCCGCCGGCACRGGCUCGAGGUAAGCCUCGUCGAGGGGGUCGGGGMCGCCGAUCCGGAACCAGCGCGCGAGUGAGACACGCCACUCACGGAUUGGGGGACGGCAAAGCGAACGAAUUUGUGUGCAAGAGCCACGCGGCCCGCGAUCCUUAGGACUSUGCGACGAGGGUGGGUUGCAGCCUGCCACGACAGAGGACGACCACAACACAACACCUCUGCAAGAYAUGGCAAUGCCAUGCUGSAGCAGAGAAUGGACCGGUACGGUAUUUGGAUUUGGACUCCUGUCCAUUCGAACCAUCGGAAUAGUAUUCUAAUUAUAAAUGUAUGCCAUUGCU